Molecule: messenger RNA, 1782 nt
Organism: Eublepharis macularius
Lineage: Eukaryota; Metazoa; Chordata; Lepidosauria; Squamata; Eublepharidae
Gene: XKR7
Product: XK related 7
Exons: 3
Coding region: 1-1782 (593 amino acids)
Biological process (GO): engulfment of apoptotic cell; phosphatidylserine exposure on apoptotic cell surface; apoptotic process involved in development
Cellular component (GO): plasma membrane
Source: RefSeq, a predicted model, not a curated record
AUGGCCGCGAAGUCGGACGGAGGAGCGGCCGCCGCCGCCUCGCCCUCCGCGCUGGCGCGCCGGGAGGGCGGCGAGGGCGGCGGCGGCGGCAGCCUGGCCCGGGGCGCGCGGCGGGGCGCGGCGGCGCUGCCGGCCCCGGGCCCGGGGAGCCCCUCGGCGGCGGCUGGGGCUGGGGCGGGCGCGGCGCUGCUGCUGCCCGGGCGGCGCUACAGCCUGCUGGACUGCUGCUGGGUGCUGGGCGCGCUGCUGGUCUUCUUCUCGGACGGCGCCAGCGACCUGUGGCUGGCGGCCGACUACUACCUGCGCGGCCAGUACUGGUGGUUCGGCCUGACGCUGCUCUUCGUGCUGCUGCCCUCGCUGGUGGUGCAGCUGCUCAGCUUCAGGUGGUUCGUCUACGACUUCUCGGCGCCCGCCCGCGCCGCGCCCGCCGCCGCCGCCGCCGCCUUCAGCACCAAGGACAGCGCCGGCGGCCCCAAGGACGCCGCCCGCCGACCCCCGACGCCGCCGCCGACGCCCCGCGCCGCCCCCGGCCGCCCGCCCGGGCCCCGCGGCUGCUGCCGCCUCUGCGUCUGGCUGCUCCAGUCCCUCAUCCACCUCCUGCAGCUCGGACAGGUCUGGAGGUACCUGAGAGCCCUCUACUUGGGGCUCCAGAGCCGCUGGCAGUCGGAGCAUCGCCGGCGCCACUUCUACUGGAGGAUGAUGUUUGAAAGUGCAGACAUCAGCAUGCUGCGGCUUCUGGAGACCUUCCUCAAGAGCGCCCCCCAGCUGGUCUUGCAGCUAAGCAUCAUGGUGCAACAGAGAAACAUAUUGCCGCUGCAAGGCCUCUCCACUUCGGCCUCGCUGGUCUCCCUCGCCUGGACGCUGGCUUCCUACCAGAAGGUGCUGCGUGAUUCCCGAGAAGACAAGCUGCCCAUGUCCUACAAGGGAGCGGUGGUGCAGAUCCUGUGGCACCUCUUCACCAUCGCCGCCCGGGCCAUCGCCUUCGCCCUCUUCGCCUCCGUGUUCCAGCUCUACUUCGGCAUCUUCAUCGUCACCCACUGGUGCAUCAUGACCUUUUGGAUCAUCCAAGGCGAGACCGAUUUCUGCAUGUCCAAGUGGGAGGAGAUCAUCUACAACAUGGUGGUCGGCAUCAUCUACAUCUUCUGCUGGUUCAACGUCAAGGAAGGCCGCAGCAGGUGCCGCAUGUCGAUCUACUACGUCAUCACCCUGUCGGAGAACGCUGCCCUCACAGGGCUCUGGUACUGGUACCGGGACACGGACGGGUUCCCCGAAUCCAACGCCUUAAUCAUCGUCUGCGUGGUCACCUCCAGCUUCGCCUUAGGGGUCUUCUUUAUGUUCAUCUACUACUGUCUCUUGCACCCCAACGGAACCGUUUUCCGGCCCCAGGACACAGGUUGCAUUUGCAGCGAGGAGCGCACGGCCGUCCCCUGUGCCGCGGGAGGCCCCGUGGACGUCGUCACCAGCCCCCCACGCUCCUUGCCGAGGACUACAGGGGCUGAGAGGGAGGGGGUGCCCGGAGACAGAGACAGCUGUGUGCCAGUCUUUCAGGUCCGGCCCAGCGUGCCCCCGACCCCCAUUGCCCGUGCCCCACGGACAGAGGGCCCCGUCAUUCGCAUUGACCUGCCUAGGAAGAAGUAUCCUGCGUGGGACGCCCAUUUCAUUGACAGGCGCCUCCGAAAGACCAUCCUGGCACUGGAGUACACUUCUCCGGCGACGCCACGUCUGCAGUACCGCAGCAUAGGGGCCUCUCAGGAGCUGCUGGAAUACGAGACCACAGUGUAA